GCCUAGAAGAAAUUGCAAAAGAAAAAGAGAAGUUAAAAAAGGUAGAAAGCAUGCAUAUCAAAGAAGAAGAAUUUGAGACGGAAGAAAAAUUACACUGUUUAAAUACAACUCACUGUGAGCAAAAGGAAGACCUGAAGGAAAAGGACAACACUAAUUUGUUUUUACAAAAGCCUGGGUCAUUUUCAAAACUAAGCAAACUGUUAGAGGUAGCAAAAAUGCCACCUGAAUCUGACAUUACGUCCCCAAAACCUAAUGGCAGUGCAGCAAAUGGCUGUACGUUACCUUAUCCAAGUAACUCAAAAAAUUCUCUCUGCGGUCUUCAGCCUGCUGUAUCACAAAGCACCAUUGAAAAGUCCGAUUCUAAUAAUCUCUUCAGUCCUAAUGCAAGUGGGACAGGAAAGUUUUACAAUUCUCCACUAAUUCCAAACGAUCAGUUGUUAAAGACUCUUACUGAAAAGAGCAGACAGUGGUUCAGCCUUUUACCAAGAAUACCCUGUGAUGACAUGUCAGUUACCCAUAUAAACACACCAGCUACUACGGCUUCACUUACUCCUCAGUCACAUCCACCAUCAAAGUCACCUUCACCUAUUCCAUCACCUCUUCUGGGCUCAACCUCUGCACAGAGUCCAAUGGGAUUAAGUCCUUUUGCAUUGUCACCGCUGCAGCAGAUGAAGACUGGACUACCUAUAAUGGGACUACAGUUUUGUGGAUGGCCUACAGGAGUUCUUACUUCAAAUGUUCCGUUUUCAUCUCCUUUACCUGCUCUUGGAUCAGGGUUGGGAUUAUCAGAAGUGAAUGGUAACUCAUUCUUGGCAUCUAGUGUUCCUGCCACUAAAAGUGAAUCACCAGCACUACAGACUGAAAAAAUAGCUUCUGCCCCUUCUACAGCAGUUGAAGUAGCCAAGCCAGUAGAUUAUCCUAACCCAAAACCGAUACCAGAAGAAAUGCAGUAUGGGUGGUGGAGGAUUACUGAUCCGGAGGACCUAAAAUCUUUGCUUAAAGUGCUGCAUCUCAGGGGAAUAAGAGAAAAGGCCUUACAAAAGCAAAUACAGAAACACAUGGAUUAUAUCACUCUGGCCUGCCUCAAAAAUAAGGAUGUUGCAAUUAUUGAUAUCAAUGAAAAUGAAGAUAACCAGGUAACUCAAGACGUUGUGGAAAACUGGUCAGUAGAAGAACAAGCAAUGGAGGUGGAUCUUGCUAUUCUUCAGCAGGUGGAAGAUCUAGAGAGGAGAGUUGCAUCAGCUAGUUUACAAGUUAAGGGUUGGCUGUGUCCUGAACCUGCGUCAGAGAGAGACGACUUGGUAUAUCGUGAACAUAAGUCAAUUACUAGAUUGCACAAGAAGCACGAUGGAGAUUGUGCUGGAGGCGGAGAAGGCAAUACCAGCUCUCUAGAGCGGAAGAGUGACAACCCUCUAGAUAUAGCUGUAACCAGGCUUGCUGACUUGGAGCGGAACAUAGAGCGAAGGUAUCUGAAGAGCCCCUUAAGUACCACCAUUCAGAUCAAACUGGAUAAUGUGGGCACAGUUACUGUCCCUGCUCCUGCACCAUCCAUUAGUGGUGAUGGUGACGGAACUGAAGAGGAUAUUGCUCCAGGGCUAAGGGUAUGGAGAAGGGCAUUGUCAGAAGCGCGCAGUGCUGCGCAGGUAUCUCUGUGCCUUCAGCAGUUACAGAAAUCAAUAGCGUGGGAAAAAUCUAUUAUGAAAGUUUACUGCCAAAUUUGUCGAAAGGGAGAUAAUGAGGAACUGCUGCUCCUUUGUGAUGGCUGCGAUAAAGGCUGUCAUACCUACUGCCACAGACCCAAGAUCACUACCAUACCAGACGGUGAUUGGUUUUGUCCUGCCUGCAUAGCAAAGGCAAGUGGUCAAACUCUAAAAAUAAAAAAACUUCAAAUCAAAGGGAAAAAAAGUAAUGAACAAAAGAGAAGCCGGAAAUUAGCAGGAGAUACAGAGGAUGAAGACUCUGCAACUACAAGCACCUCCUUAAAAAGAGGAAAAACAGACCCUAGAAAAAGAAAAAUGGAUGAAAAUGUUUCUGUAAGCCAAUUAAAGCAAGAAAAUUUCACUGCUCUUAAGAAACCUAAAAGAGAUGACUCCAAGGACCUGGCUAUAUGCAGCAUGAUUCUCUCAGAAUUGGAAACUCAUGAAGAUGCCUGGCCUUUCUUACUUCCUGUAAACUUGAAACUUGUUCCUGGUUAUAAGAAAGUUAUUAAAAAACCUAUGGACUUUUCCACCAUUAGAGACAAGCUAAGUAGCGGACAGUACCCUAAUCUUGAAGCAUUUUCGCUAGAUGUCAGGCUUGUUUUUGACAACUGUGAAACCUUUAAUGAAGAUGAUUCUGACAUAGGCAGGGCUGGCCACAACAUGAGGAAGUACUUUGAAAAAAAAUGGACAGAGAUUUUCAAAGUGAGCUGAAGUUACCAGAACUCUUUGUUUCCUCUUUUUUUGUUCUUUUUCUUUUUUUCAUUAAAUGAGGACUGAUAAGACCAGCAAUGUGAACUGUAUUUACAUGAAAGUGCAAGGCACAUGCAUAACUAAUGACUGUUUUUUUCCUUUAAAAUAUCACAGAGUUGUGAUACUAGUUCUAAAGGCUUCACUCCUACAGCAACCAUGGCCCCUUGGUUAUUGGUUUGUGUGUUUUAACAAACUAAUUUAGGUAGAACAGGGAAGCACACCCAAAGAAUUUCAAAGAAAGGGGUGUUAUAGUGCAAUAGCAAUUUAAAAUAUAUCAAAACGCACUGAAUAUUCAACCACCAGAGCUCUACUUGGGGAAAUGGUUCUCUUUUCCCUUUCAAUAAAUAUCUAUUUUUCAUUUUUUUACUUUGUAGUUUAUUUUUUAGUGAAUGUAUUUAAUUUUAUGAAUUAUUUAUGAUUAUACAGCAUUCAGAAUCUUCGUUUUCUGUGAAAAGGAAGAAUUAGAAAAUUGCUUUAAAUCUUGAAAAUACAACAAGGAAUGUUUUAAAAUAUAAAACAAAGCCAAGUAAAACUGUUUACACUGAUGUGCUGUAAAAGCACUAAAAAUUAAACUUUACUGUAGAGUUACAAGUACAUUUAUAUAUAUGUUGCUGCAUCACUUGUGUAGUUAAAUUGUAUUUCAAGACAGUGAAGAAAAUUGAGACAUGUACAUACUGUUCAUUAUUGUUUAUAGUAAGUCUUGUUUUAAAUAUGUAUGAUGUGUACAUAUUGUUUGCAGACAUUAUUGUUUAUGCCUUAGGAGGACAGUAGCAUUUUAUUUUAGUCUUAAGGUAAUUAUAGCUAUAUGGCUUGUACAGUAAUUAUCCUCUACCAACACUGUGGAGUCUCCUUAAUCUUGGUAGUGCCUGCCUUUAAAACAGGGUGUAGGGGAUAUUAGUUUUCCAUUUUUCUAUUUUGUUAUAUAAUUUCAAGCCACCACGGCCUCAAAUUCAAGUAUAAUCAUUUGUAUCCAUGUGGAAUAAAAUUGUGACAAUUUCCUACGCACACAGUAUUUUUUCAUAGAAACAUUUCCCCCCAUUUGCCUUGCCACAGAAAUAACAAAAAAAAGACAUUUGUAACCACUGUGUUUUAUCUACUGUGUGUUGUGGUGGCCUGUUGGGGCAGAUAGAUCAGAAUUUUUUUUGUACUAAUGUUAGAGUACUUGAAGUUUUAUUUAAAAGGAAUGUUGUGGAAAGGUAGCAUUCUUUUUCUUUUCCUUUUUUAGGAGUGUUAUUUUUCACUAGUAUGUGUGGCACGGAUACAAUAAAAGACUGUUUUGCAAACCA
Messenger RNA from Phaethon lepturus (White-tailed tropicbird), 3736 nucleotides. Its product is annotated as bromodomain adjacent to zinc finger domain protein 2B-like. The annotation marks the transcript as partial. Gene Ontology annotation, molecular function: protein binding. The record is from RefSeq and is a predicted model, not a curated record. Lineage: Eukaryota; Metazoa; Chordata; Aves; Phaethontiformes; Phaethontidae. The transcript has 10 exons.